Messenger RNA from Kogia breviceps (pygmy sperm whale), 5730 nucleotides. RefSeq names its product sprouty related EVH1 domain containing 1 (gene SPRED1). Gene Ontology annotation, cellular component: membrane. The record is from RefSeq and is a predicted model, not a curated record. Gene Ontology annotation, molecular function: protein kinase binding. Gene Ontology annotation, biological process: multicellular organism development; negative regulation of MAPK cascade. NCBI's taxonomy places the organism in Eukaryota, Metazoa, Chordata, Mammalia, Artiodactyla, Physeteridae.
CAGUUACUCUGUGGUUUUUGACCUUUUUAAAUUAGGUUACUGUCUGUGGACUGUCAUGGAAGUAGUAAACACUUUAGUUACUACACGUUAAUUGAUGUGGUCUUUGGUUUCUCAAGCAAGACUGACACCUUGGCUGUUUUUUGUUUAUGGAAAAGCUAACUUCUAAUCUUUGCAUCUAUUUUAGUAAUAGUUAUGCACGAGUGCGAGCUGUGGUGAUGACCCGGGAUGACUCAAGUGGUGGAUGGUUACCACUUGGAGGGAGUGGACUAAGCUGCGUCACUGUCUUCAAAGUCCCUCACCAGGAAGAGAAUGGCUGUGCUGACUUUUUUAUCCGUGGAGAGCGACUCAGGGACAAAAUGGUGGUUUUGGAAUGUAUGCUUAAAAAAGACCUCAUUUACAAUAAGGUCACUCCAACAUUUCACCACUGGAAGAUUGAUGACAAGAAAUUUGGCCUUACCUUUCAAAGUCCUGCUGAUGCUAGGGCUUUUGAUAGAGGCAUUCGAAGAGCUAUAGAGGAUAUUUCUCAAGGAUGCCCAGCAUUUAAAACUGAAACUGAAGGAGCAGAAGACAACUUACAAGCAGCUGAAGAGGAUACUUCCAGUUCUCUAGUGAAAGAUCACCUUUUCCAGCAAGAGACAGUUAUAACCAGUGAGCCUUACAGAAGCUCAAGACCUUCUCCCUUUGAAGAUCUGAAUGCCAGAAGAGUCUACCUGCAAAGCCAAGCCAAUCAGAUAAUGUUCAGUCAUCCAGGCCUAGACAUUCAGGGCAGAAGUAUAGAAUAUGUACAGCGGCAAAUACCGAAGGAAUGUGGAAGCCUAAAGUCCCAAAAUAAGGUCCCUUUGAAAUCAAUCCGACAUGUCAGCUUUCAAGAUGAGGAUGAGAUUGUCAGAAUAAACCCUCGCGAUAUCUUAAUACGCCGCUAUGCAGACUACAGACAUCCUGACAUGUGGAAAAGUGACUUGGAGAGAGAUGAUUCUGACUCCAAUAUUCAGUUUUCUAAACCAGACAGUAAAAAAUCAGACUAUCUGUACUCUUGUGGGGAUGAGACUAAGUUAAGUUCACUCAAAGACUCUGUGGUAUUUAAGACACAGCCUUCCUCAUUAAAAUUUAAGAAGUCAAAACGAAGAAAAGAAGAUGGUGAACGUUCUCGCUGCGUAUACUGCCAAGAAAGGUUUAAUCAUGAAGAAAAUGGCAGGGGAAAAUGUCAGGAUGCUCCAGACCCUAUUAAAAGAUGCAUAUAUCAAGUUAGUUGCAUGCUCUGUGCAGAGAGCAUGUUGUAUCAUUGUAUGUCAGACUCAGAGGGAGAUUUUUCUGAUCCCUGUUCAUGUGACACUAGCGAUGACAAGUUCUGCUUACGAUGGUUAGCCCUAGUAGCUUUGUCUUUCAUUGUACCAUGUAUGUGCUGCUACGUCCCUUUGAGAAUGUGCCAUCGUUGUGGUGAGGCGUGUGGGUGCUGUGGUGGGAAACAUAAAGCUGCUGGAUGAAAGCAUCCAGUGCCAAAAUGAGCUUAAAAUCUUUGUGUCCAGGAGUUAGCUAACUUGGAUUUGUGGAAGCUUUUGGCAAGCAUUAUGAAAUCUUGCCUGGUAUCAUUGGGGCCACACGUGGAGGAAGCAGAACUCAUCAGUUCUUGGCAUUUCACAAAUGCUAGCCAUGCCUAACUUUUUCCCUGGAGUGCAUGGCAUGUUUUGUUGCAGGUUCUAAAGAAUAUUUGCAAAAGGAAACCAUUUCUGGUUACUGGCUAUAUAAAGUGAGCAUAAAUAUGAUCCAACUAAAAGGGAUUAAUUUUUUGGCAUUUUUGUAUAUUUAUGCAUUAGGUGAUGGGACUUUUAAAGGUUUGAAUUCAUUAAGAUAUAAACUUAAAGUGCACUAGGGGACAGUUGAUUUCAAUCUAAAAAAAGUUAACACUUGGGAACUGUAAGAAGUAAAACAAGUGCAACUAAAUCAUUUAUUAGUUGUUUUUUGAAAGCAGUUUUAUGUAUAAAUAACAAAUGUUUAUAUUUAACUAAAUAUAAGGUACGAAUUAUUACAUAUUAAACUUUUCCUCCCCUUCCUAGUUCUGAAGUAGAUGUACAUAUAUCUACUGUCACAUUCCAUUAUAUUUUGAAUAUUUUACUUAUCUAGUUAAUAACAUUUUUGUUCCAUGUGAAUGAUUUGAUAUUUUCAUUGUCAUUUCCCUUUGGCUACAGUUUAUAUUGAGUUAUAUCUGUACAUUCUGGUAAUCUAAAAUCCUUAAAAAAUAUUCUAAUAGCCUUGAGUGACCAACUUUUUUUUAAAGCACAGAUGUAAUUGUCUAAUGUUAUGAUGGGAACAUAACACUUAUUUUUAUAUGAAAAGAGACUGAGUAAACAUUAUAGAAAAAAGUAAGGUUUUGGGUUGUUGUUUUGUUUUUUUGUGGUAUUCAACCAGCAAGUUGUUUUCUUUCAGAGUUUCCUCCUUCAAAAAGUUAUAUUGCAUUUACAAAUGUUUUACAAGGUGAAAAGUGUAACUGGAUAGUUAGAGUAAGUAAAACAGUUUCCUCCUGAGAUUUCCACUUAUCAUUCUGCUAAACCAGAAUAUGUUCAGCUGUGUUACUAACUUUUUAGCUUAAUUCUCAGUGCUUAUUAUCACAUAACAAUGAUAACUUUUCUCAGUUGCAUUUUAUUUUAUUUAAACUGGCCAAAAGCAAACUUAUUUUAUAUAAAGGAUGUGCUAAACUGUCCCAAGGAAGUAUUUAAUCCAGAAUUGUGAAUGAAAUAUCUUGUACGUAUAAAUUAGUUUCCUUUGCAGAGCAUUGUCUUACUGGAUGUUUUAUUUACAAAGUAAUUGGAUAAAUGUUCUAGCAAAUUGUUUGAAGUACUUUGGGGUCAAAUUGUCUUUUUUUUUUUUUAAAGUGUUACAUUAAAACUCUAACCAAGUAAGGGGUUCCUUAAGAACAUUCCCUUAAAGGGAAAAGUUGAGAAGUGUGCCUUUUUUUAAUGGCUUGAAGUUUCAGAAGUGAUAAAAAUUAAAAUCACACUACUGUUAGAAGCUCAUUUUCUAUGCAGGUUUUUUAAUGUCAUUUAUGUAAUCAUUCUUUUUACAUAUCACACUUACGCUUGUGUUAGCUUUCUUCUUUUGCCCCAGAUCAAACUGAACAAUGUAUAUAACACUAUCUGUCUGUAAAAUACUUUUUUUAAGAAAGCAUUUAUAUUUAUAUGACAGCUUGAACUGACAACAUUGUGUAUAUAGAUCAUCUUAAAGUAUUAUUUCACAUUGAAAAGAAGAAAAAUAUAUUGAUAACUAUAGAUGUUAUGAAGAAGAGGUUAUUUCUAGUUUUGUACUAAAAAUUAAUUGGAUGAACUAAGUCCAAAACAUGACACCGUAGCAGCAGUUUUAAGUCUUAUUUUUACUGUUUAUAUAUUUGGAAGCUGCUACACCAGAUGAUCUUCAUCCCUGAAGUUUUCAGCUAAACUUGGUUUCCUAGAAUAGACUGUUAACUUUCAAAAUUACUUUUUAUUGGUAAAAUGGAAAUACUGAUUUUCCUUGUGAAUGAAUUUUCAUAUUUGUAAGUGCUGAGUUUAUAAUUCAGGUUUGAUCAGGUGUGAACAACUGAAGAAAAUAACUUGCUGGCUAUAUAGGAAAAUGCUGUGGAAAUGAACUGUGUAUAUACUUCUGGGAAGAACAAAUUUAAUCAUUUCUUCUGUUGAGCACUAAUCAGUAUAGUGCAACUCCUGGUCCUGUACUGUAUUUUAUAUGCAACAUAUAUGCUUUAAUAUUUUAAUGUUUGUGCAUUAAUAUUUUCAAUUUGUUUAACCACUUUGCUGCUAAGAUUUUUCCGUCCCAUCCCCAGUUUUUCCUUUACAGUUUUAAACAAGUUUCUUCAUUAAAAACUAUGGUCAUGAAAUGGUUUUUAUUUUACCUUGGAUCUUUAUAGUUUAACACACCCAGGUUCCAAAUCAGUCUAGAAGACUAACUGAUAAUAUGUUACCUGAAUCCCUAUGUGGAAAUUUUCUCUUGAGUAAAUUAGAAUUCUUACGUGAAUUCUUAGGUUAAAUUUCUCAUUCUUAAACGUGUAUAGGUAUAUUCAGGAACAUUUUUUGUUCUACAUACAGAUUUGGCACUGCCAAUUGGCUUGUCCUCUAAAACCUUUCUCUUUGGUUUUAAUCUGGUAGUAGAAGCAAAUGGCUAAACAAAACUGCUUAAGAAAUAGUAAAUAUUGAAAAUGAAAUCAUUUAGAUGGCAUGACAAGAAAGACUUUCAUCUGAUGGCUUGUUCAGAAUUGAUAAUCCUUACAUGAUUUGUCUCCUGACUUGACAGGGGAAUCAUUUGAUUUCUGAAGAAAUAUGAGGUAUGUAACUUCAGCACCACCUACUGGAUGAUUUAUAGACCAUAAGUGAGGUGGCAGUUGGGAUCCGAAAGGAUUCAUCAUUACUACCAGUAAAGGGCUAUUUAAGUGGUGGCCACCUCCAAAUGGAGAAAGCAGGAAUAAGAAAUAUCUCAAAGAAACUGUAAAACCAAUCUUUUCCCUAAUGUGUCUUGUUGAAAGAUUUUAAGCACUUUUUUCUUACAUAUCCUGUUUUUAAAUAUUUAUCAAUAUUUGGAACUGGCAGUCAAACUUACUGUGCCGAAGCAUUUAUAGAACCAAUUCUUUCAACUUGCAAAAGCCAUUUACCAAAAUGAUAUUCUUACUUUUCCUCCCAUUACCAGUCAGGGAGAAUUUUUUAGAAAAAAUAAACAUCACUGUAUUUCAUCAUGACAACUUCAGAGAGUGUGUGUGUCUCUGGGAUGAUGUUGGGCAGGGGUUAACAUUUAAAGGGGGCAACUUAAAACUACCUGUUUUCAUUGGUUAUUCAGCAGUGCCUAAAAUGAACUUUUGAAGUAAUACAAAUGCACUUUCAAUUCAUGUGUAUAGUGCCAUCUGAUAUCUUGGGUAAGUCUUGUCUUUUCUUUUUCUCUCCCCAGCCCCCCCCUUAAAUGAACACUACAGAGAUGUUUCUUAAUACCUAUAUGUCUCCGAAAUACAGGAAAUACAUACUUUCCUCCAGAUUUAAAGACUCUUAAGGAUGUUUGUUUUGUUGAAAUAUACUUUAGGUUUUGUGAUACACUUUGGAAUAUGUGUUUAAGAUUGGGUUUGUUAUUUUAGCCUAAAGAUAUAUUAAACAAGUGUAACAUUUUUCUACAUGAAACUUUGAAAACUUUAGUUACCUGGAAAACAUAGAUUCUUAACUAAAUAUUCUUAUUCUUAAUUUCCAAGAUCACAUUUCUAAGUAUAAGGGGAAGCACAUUGUUACACUAAAAAAAAAAAAAAAAAUUGGUCUAUAGUCCACAAUAAUAGCACCAUAAGGUGUUUUGCAGUAAGUCAAAACAAAGAAAUCACAACCUGAGAUAAUUUAUAUAAACCAAAAAUUAAGGUGGGGGGACUUUAAGUUAUUAAGGUACUGUUUGCCUAGCAGCCAGGUGGUUAUAAAACUUUGAUAUGCUUUGAAACACUGAUGUUAGCCAUUGUUCCUGAAAGCUCCUUAAAUUGCAUAAGUUGCUAGUUUUGAAAAUUUUCAAGAAUAAUCUAGUUGAAAAGCCUUUGUAUUAAAGAUACACAUAGAGAUUUUUGUGAACAUUGCCAGUAUGUAGUAUCAUUUGCUUUCUAUUUUUGACCUCAAAAGUGCCUCACUUGUAUAUUAUUUCCAUUAAAAGCUUGACUGCAUUCUUUCCAAUAAGCAAUGAAAAAUUGUUUAACUCAUGUCAUAAUGUAUCUCCUUAGAUAUAGUUGACUAG